This is a messenger RNA of Andrographis paniculata, 829 nucleotides long. RefSeq lists its product as uncharacterized. The coding region runs from base 161 to 520 and encodes 119 amino acids. Gene Ontology annotation, molecular function: nucleic acid binding; zinc ion binding. Lineage: Eukaryota; Viridiplantae; Streptophyta; Magnoliopsida; Lamiales; Acanthaceae. The transcript has 4 exons. The record is from RefSeq and is a predicted model, not a curated record.
ACCGGCCCUUGGACUUUCCCUAGCCUAGAUUAAGGCCCAAAAAGAUGCAACGGUGAAGCCCAAUUAGUGGCGGUGUAUCGGGAGUUCCCAUAAGUAUCCCCUUCUGCGCUCUAGGGUUUCAGAGCUCCGAUUUCCUGAUUCCUUCAAGAGGUCGUGGCAGAUGGGUGGAAAGUGCCCGCAUAGGAGCGUGAAAAAGCGCCGAUACGCUCACAAAACUUUUAGGCGCACCAAAUUUCUCGUCAAGGGUGACGAUGCCGUUUACGAUGAGCUUCACAAACCGGGGAUAGAUGCGAAAGCUCUGCCCGUAGAUGAAGAUCUUCCCGGAAUGGGCCAGUAUUACUGUUUGCAUUGCGAUCGCUAUUUUGCUAACGCGGCGGUGCGGGACGAGCAUUUUAAGACCAAACGGCAUAAGAAGCGUAUGAAGUUAAUGACGGGGCCUGCUCCUCACACCCAGUUGGACGCCGAACUUGCUGCUGGGAUGGGGAUGCCGGACAAUGGGCCAAAGCUAAUGUCUAUGUAAAAUUUUGCCUUGUGUACGUUGUUGCAUGGAGCUACAGGAAAAUCACUUCUAUAUAUUACCCAUCAAGAAAAAUCGUUAAGACUCCCUAUUUAUUAUUACCCUGUUAAAUUUCAUACAUCUCGAGUCGGUAGUUGACAUGACAAAUUCUUUAUUGUUGAUGUGUAGAUUUUAAGUUGAGUUUGCUCCACAGAUGCCACUUUGAUUUCGAUAAUAGACACUGUUAGAUCAUUGGGUGUGUUCACUUGGGGAUUGUUAUUACACAGUAUACAGUCCGCUGUUAAUAAAAAUAAAUUCUAAUAAUAGUUACUU